AUGACAACUACACCCGAGGUAGUAGUAAUUCCUAGUGACGAUGAAGACGAUAGCAACAAUAACUUUUACACUAGACCAUCAAACUACGAGAGGGUUACUAACAAUAGUAAUAAUAGUUUUGGUGGCAUCUCGUAUGAAAAUUUACAUUUUUUGGGAGGGCCAACUGGUCAAGUGCCUAUUGCUGACGAAACCUCCUCUUCCCUACGUUCAUCGUCAAGUAUUAUUUUUGGGGACGCUACAAGCAGCAAUCCUCGUGAUAAUCUCUUUUUACAUCCAGCCCCGACAACUGUUAUAAAUUUGAGUGUUCCUGGCUCGCAACCGACAAGAGCUGUUAUUAACUUGGACCAAGAAGGAACGAGUAUACGUGGAGAUGAUUUCUCAAAUGGUCUUACAAUUAAUGGAAACUCAGACUCACGAUCUUCUCGUCAUCAUCAACACACUUCCGCCUUUCAUCCGUACCAAACUGUAAUAGAAUUCACCAUUCCUCGCAGCAAAUCCAAUAAUAAUAAGCCACCACCUGAAGGUCAUGUCAAUGAUUUGACAGAAACAAGUAUCGUCAUCUGUUCCGAAUGUGAUGAGCCACUCAUGUAA
Molecule: messenger RNA, 591 nt
Organism: Ambispora leptoticha
Lineage: Eukaryota; Fungi; Glomeromycota; Glomeromycetes; Archaeosporales; Ambisporaceae
Source: the annotation of a GenBank genome assembly